AGGCGAGCAGGAAUGAAAGGAGGGAGGAGUUUUGAUUGUAUUGUCGUUAAGGGCGCUGCUGGUGAGCCGCGAACCGUCGGUCGUUGGAGUGACAGCGACAUGAUCUGGUCAGAGCCGGUAAGACCGUAAAACAGUCCGCUGCUACCUAACGAAACAUACAACACGUCAAAACAACAGCUUAAUUAAGUAGCCCAGACGACCGCAUAGCCUGCUGUAUAAGACGGAUAAAUGUAAGCUAUAUUUAAAAAAGCAACGUAGCGUGUUUCUCUCACAGAAAGAAAGUUCGCAUCUCUCUUUCCAGAUGAUGCUGAUGCGAGAGCAUCUCCUAUCUCUUUGGUGGGUUAGAUAGAAGGUCCGGUCGGACCCAUUUCACUGCGACACCUGCUUUAUUCUGUCCACCAUUAACAACGGACGGGGCUGUCAGAACAGAACGAAUGAGCAAAUAGCGGACAGGUCUGGACCAGAACAUCCGUCUAUUGCUCACCAUGAAACAGGGUGGUCUCGUGGACGACACGGAGGAUGUGGAGUUGGAUUUCAGUACCGAGGAGGAGGAGCAGAGAGCGCUCAGGGGGGUAAAGAUCCGACACCCCCUCGCCUCCUUCCUGCACCUGUUCUUCCGAGUGGCUGCCAUAGUAACCUACCUGCUCUGUGAUUGGUUCACCAAGAGCUUUACUUCCUGCUUCAUUAUGAUCAUCACUCUGCUGUCCUGUGACUUCUGGUCCGUUAAGAAUGUGACAGGCAGGUUGUUGGUGGGUCUGCGAUGGUGGAACCAGAUCGAUGAGGAUGGGAGGAGCCUCUGGGUGUUUGAGGACAGCAAGUCUUCUCCCCAGGCCGGUGGUACGGAGGUGGAGGCCAGGAUCUUCUGGUCGGGUCUGAUCAUCUGUCCUCUCAUCUGGACCGGCUUCUUCUUCACGACCCUGUUCUGUCUGAACACAGACUGGCUGGUGUUGGUGGUAGCCAGUAUCUCUCUCCAGGGGGCUAAUCUCUAUGGUUACCUGCGCUGCAAGAAUGGCGGACAGGAAGUCCCACCCACAUCCCCUUCCUCCUUCCUGCAGGGACAGCACUUCCUCCAGCGGCCUGAUAUCAUCUCCAGAAUGCUGUGAUGGAAUAGGAAUCACCUGCAGCUGCCUUCUCUGAGUGAGUGUGUGUGUGUGUGUGUGUGUGUGUGUACAUGUGGUCCCUAUGAGCACAUAGAAAGAUGUUGAAAAUAUGUUGAAAAUACGUCUUUCAAACAUUUGUUUGCUCACUGGGGCAUGUGUGUGUGUGUGUGUGCAGGUGUGUGUGUGCGGGUGUGUGUGUGUGUGUGUGUGUGCGGGUGUGUGUGCGUGUGUGUGCGCGCGCGUGUGUGUGCGUGUGUGUGUGUGCGUGCGUGUGUGUGUGUGUGUGCGGGUGUGUGUGUGUGUGUGUGUGCGCGCGUGUGUGUGUGUGUGUGUGUGUGUGUGUGCGCGCGUGCGUGCGUGUGUGUGUGUGUGUGUGUGUGUGUGUGCGGGUGUGUGCGGGUGUGUGUGCGCGCAUGUGUGUGUGCGUGUGUGUGCAUAUGUGUGUGUGUGUGUGUGUGUGUGUGUGUGUGUGUGUGUGUGUGUGUGUGUGUGUGUGUGUGUGUGACAGACAGAGCAGGAAAUGGAACUCAGAAGGGGACAGAAGCCCAUCAACAUCAAAGCUCCUGGAAUCAGUUUCAUAUUCAGCAUUUUAAUUAUAUUGAUUUAAUUUUAUAUUUCUAUGAAUAUAUACAGUAUUUAUUUUUUACUUCUGACGAUGUUAUAAUCUGUUUCCUGUCUGUCUGACGCCUUAUAGAACAAACACACCUUUCUGUUUCCUGUCUGUCUGACGCCUUAUAGAACAAACACACCUUUCUGUUUCCUGUCUGUCUGACGCCUUAUAGAACAAACACACCUUUCUGUUUCCUGUCUGACGCCUUAUAGAAACAAACACACCUUUCUGUUUCCUGUCUGUCUGACGCCUUAUAGAACAAACACACCUUUCUGUUUCCUGUCUGACGCCUUAUAGAACAAACACACCUUUCUGUUUCCUGUCUGACGCCUUAUAGAACAAACACACCUUUCUGUUUCCUGUCUGACGCCUUAUAGAACAAACACACCUUUCUGUUUCCUGUCUGUCUGACGCCUUAUAGAACAAACACACCUUUCUGUUUCCUGUCUGUCUGACGCCUUAUAGAACAAACACACCUUUCUGUUUCCUGUCUGUCUGACGCCUUAUAGAACAAACACACCUUUCUGUUUCCUGUCUGUCUGACGCCUUAUAGAACAAACACACCUUUCUGUUUCCUGUCUGUCUGACGCCUUAUAGAACAAACACACCUUUCUGUUUCCUGUCUGUCUGACGCCUUAUAGAACAAACACACCUUUCUGUUUCCUGUCUGUCUGACGCCUUAUAGAACAAACACACCUUUCUGUUUCCUGUCUGUCUGACGCCUUAUAGAACAAACACACCUUUCUGUUUCCUGUCUGUCUGACGCCUUAUAGAACAAACACACCUUUCUGUUUCCUGUCUGUCUGACGCCUUAUAGAACAAACACACCUUUCUGUUUCCUGUCUGUCUGACGCCUUAUAGAACAAACACACCUUUCUGUUUCCUGUCUGUCUGACGCCUUAUAGAACAAACACACCUUUCUGUUUCCUGUCUGUCUGACGCCUUAUAGAACAAACACACCUUUCUGUUUCCUGUCUGUCUGACGCCUUAUAGACCAAACACACCUUUCUGUUUCCUGUCUGUCUGACGCCUUAUAGAACAAACACACCUUUCUGAUUCCUGUCUGUCUGACGCCUUAUAGAACAAAACACACCUUUCUGUUUCCUGUCUGUCUGACGCCUUAUAGAACAAACACACCUUUCUGUUUCCUGUCUGGUGGCUAAUAAAACAAACACACCU
This is a messenger RNA of Oncorhynchus kisutch (coho salmon), 2889 nucleotides long. RefSeq names its product Golgi apparatus membrane protein TVP23 homolog A-like. Lineage: Eukaryota; Metazoa; Chordata; Actinopteri; Salmoniformes; Salmonidae. Gene Ontology annotation, biological process: vesicle-mediated transport; protein secretion. Gene Ontology annotation, cellular component: Golgi membrane. Bases 486 to 1103 code for a protein of 205 amino acids. The transcript has 7 exons. The record is from RefSeq and is a predicted model, not a curated record.